This is a messenger RNA of Gracilinanus agilis (Agile Gracile Mouse Opossum), 905 nucleotides long. RefSeq names its product FKBP prolyl isomerase 11 (gene FKBP11). Bases 268 to 885 code for a protein of 205 amino acids. Gene Ontology annotation, molecular function: peptidyl-prolyl cis-trans isomerase activity. Lineage: Eukaryota; Metazoa; Chordata; Mammalia; Didelphimorphia; Didelphidae. Gene Ontology annotation, biological process: protein peptidyl-prolyl isomerization. The record is from RefSeq and is a predicted model, not a curated record. The transcript has 6 exons.
GUUUCUUUAUUUUGUUGUUGUUGGGUUUCUUUUCUUUUUUCUCUUUUUUUGCUGAGGGGGGGUUGGGUGCGAAGGCCUUCCCCCUAGCCUUCUCCAGGAGGGGAGGGAGGCGGGGCCGAGCCUAGGGAGGGCAGGCGGAGGAGGAGCCCGCCCCGCCCCAUCCCGUCCUGCCUGGCUGGGGCUCCCAGGGCUCUCAGCUCUUCUGUGUUGCCGCCCCCCUGGCUGCGCGACCCGGUACCCACGCGUGCCCACGCAUCACGUCCCGCCAUGGCCCCCACGUUCCUCCCUCUCCAGCCUCCGCCACCGCUGCUGCUGCUACUUCUGCUGCUGCUGGGAAGCCCAGGAAGCCUCGCCGAGCCUGGGGAUGAAACCGAAAGUUCUGUCCGUACCCUCCAACUGGAGACCCUGGUCGAGCCCCCGGAGGCCUGCAACGAGCUGGCUGCCUUCGGAGAUACGCUGCACAUUCACUACACGGGCAGCCUCGAAGAUGGACGAAUAGUUGACACAUCCCUGACCAGGGACCCCUUGGUCAUUGAGCUGGGCCAGAAGCAGGUCAUCCCAGGCCUGGAGCAGAGCCUGCUGGACAUGUGUGUGGGAGAGAAGCGAAGGGCAAUCAUUCCCCCUCACUUGGCCUAUGGAAAACGUGGAUUCCCCCCAUCUAUCCCAGGGGAUGCAGUGCUGCAGUUUGAGGUCGAACUGAUCGCCUUGGUACGAGCCAGCUACUGGCAAAAGCUGGUGAAAACUCUCUUUCCUCUUCUGGGCAUGUGUCUGGUACCAGCCCUGCUGGGUCUCAUUGGCUACUACCUGUACAGCAAAGCCAGCAGCCCCAAGAUCUCUAAGAAGAAGCUUAGAGAGGAGAAGAAAAACAAAAGCAAAAAGAAAUAAAAGCUCUUCUAUUUUAUUCA